Messenger RNA from Necator americanus (New World hookworm), 2997 nucleotides. RefSeq lists its product as uncharacterized. Gene Ontology annotation, biological process: chromatin remodeling. Lineage: Eukaryota; Metazoa; Nematoda; Chromadorea; Rhabditida; Ancylostomatidae. The coding region runs from base 1 to 2997 and encodes 998 amino acids. The transcript has 7 exons. Gene Ontology annotation, molecular function: catalytic activity. The record is from RefSeq and is a predicted model, not a curated record. Gene Ontology annotation, cellular component: nucleus.
AUGGCGACCGGUGAGAGGCGAUCAAAUCUCAGGUUGCUCAGGACGUCAUUGAUUCUGGACCAAGGCGGCACACGCACGACUCGCCAUGGAGACUGUCUCAGACUGUGUACUUACAACGCGAAAACAGUUUGCACAGACGCUGCCCUUCUCGGAGCUGUAGAGCGUAUCAAAUUUCACGUGAUUGCUCUGCAGGAGACCAAGUGCAGAAGGAGCGACGUACGACAGAUGAAUGACGGUACACUCGUCAUUCGUGGAGAGAAGGUUCCGUCGCGAAAUGUAGGCGGUGUUGGUUUCGUUGUGCACCCAUCUGUCGUCCAUCUCGUCGAUUCUCACGAGAUCCUGUCACCUCGUCUGGCCAUUCUUCGCCUCCGCCCUCUGCGCCAAAAAUCCAUCAGUAUCAUCAACUGCUAUUCACCAACAUCAGCAGCUGAUGAUUCCGAAUUGGACGCGUUUUACGAGGAGCUGGAGGAAGUAGUCCACAACGAGAAGUCCUUUUACAAAUUCGUUGUCGGAGACUUCAACGCAAAACUAGGAAAGGCCACAGAAGGGGAAUACAGGAUUGGAAGAUUUGGACUAGGGGACCGGAAUGAAAAUGGCAAUCGUCUCGCCGGGCUGUUGUCCGCCGCUCGCCUCUUUCAUGGGAACUCUCUUUUCAUGAAAAAAAGAUCAUCGUCGGUGGACAUGGGAAUCGCCCAAUGGCGCGAUUCGUGCGGAGAUCGACCACAUACUGACCAACCGGAGCCACACGAUGGAAAAGAACAUCUGCUAUCGGCAACGAAGGAGAAAAGAAGUCGUCUACGACGAUUGCGUACUCGACGACACCUUGUCCUAAGAGGAUUACAAGUCUGUGCUGAGUGUGCCUCGAAGCCGCGCUUGAUAAACUUGGAUCGAAUUUCAAACACCACCAAGGAAUUGUUAGGAAGAAGAAGGGCUUUGAGGUUUGAUCCGAAUGCAUCGCACAUUGAGCGGCAGAAGAAGAUUCUGGAAGCAGCACAAAGAAGAACGAGUCUAAAGAAGUGCCGCAGGGAUCUCCGCGAAUAUAAUAUUCCGCUAGCAACCUUGCUGAGCGAAGACAGGACUCGCACGUCUUCUCGUCGUAAGAUGGAAAUCAUUACGGAGAGGUUCUACUCGAACCUUUUCCGUUCAUUAACUCCUGUGUCAAGCCCGAUCAUCCCCACUGGUGAAGCUCCACCACGGAUUCUCCCUUCGGAAGUACGAGUCGCUACCAAGACCAUGAAACAUGACACAGCCCCCGGACCUGAUUUUAUAUCAGCAGACUUUCUUGGGAAAGAAAGGAUCCCAGACCAGUGGAAGACCUCGCGAACCGUUCUUAUCCAUAAGAAAGGUGGCCGAGAGGACCUUCGGAACUACCGUCCGAUAUGCUUGCUGAGCUUAUUAUACAAAGUAUUCACCAAGAUCAUCCUCACGCGCACAUCUAGGGCGCUGGAUGAAGCCCAGCCUCAAGAACAAGCUGGAUUCCGCCAAGGGUUCAGUUGCUUGGACCACAUCCAGACCGUGCCGAGGGUUAUAGAGGUUUGCCGGGAAUACCGCCUUCCCCUUGUUCUAACCUUCGUCGACUAUGAGAAAGCCUUUGACGGCGUAGGAACGAAUGCAGUACUGUCAGCGCUGGUCGAUCAAGGUGUGGACGCGUCGUAUGUGAGGACAUUAGCCAAUUGCUACGAACGAUGCACGACUAGGAUACAGCUUUUCCACCGCCCUCUCACCAUACCCAUUGGAAAGGGGGUACGACAAGGCGAUACUAUAUCGCCGAAGCUGUUCACGGCUGCAUUGCAAUGGAUAAUGAAAUCACUAUCCUGGGAAGAAAGGGGCAUACGUGUUGAUGGAAGAUUUCUUUCGAACCUUCGUUUCGCGGACGACAUCGUUCUCUUUUCGAGCAGUAUCAAUGAAGCAGAAACGAUGCUCAACGAAUUGAACGAAGCAGGGAAGAGAAUAGGACUACGAAUAAACAGAAAGAAGACACAGUUCAUGAAGAACGCGCACUGCGAGGACGGAGGAGUACAACUUGAAGGCUCCCAAAUCGUGGAAACUCCGUCAUACGUAUACCUCGGACGUUCUAUGAACAUGGAAAACGACUUGAAGGAAGAACUGAAUAGAAGAAUGAGAGCAGCAUGGGCAGCAUUCGUAGCCAUCAAGGAAGCUACGGACCAACUGACGGACCAAGAUCUUCGAGCCCACCUGUUUGACUCGACAGUCUUUCCAGCGCUCUGUUACGCAGCGGAGACGUGGGCAGACACCGCGGCCAAGUCUAGGAAGCUACUUACUACCCACAGAGCCCUUGAGAGAUGUCUUCUGAAGUUUAACCGGUGCACACUACACCUAGCCGAUCUUCGCAGCUCCGACUUAAGAGGAAUGUCCCGUCUUUGCGACCCAGCGGAACAUGUAUCGAAAGCAAAACAUAAAUGGGCCGGUCACAUCAUGAGAAGAAUCGACGAUAGAUGGACUAAAAGAAUGCUAGAGUGGAUCCCAAGGGACACUAAACGUCCCCGAGGGAGACCGCCAACGAGAUGGGGUGACGUGUUCGCUGCACGGAUGGACCAGCUGAGAGCUCAGCUGGAUACGGCUCAAGGACCUCGUCAACGGUUCAGGUUGAAAGAGCAUCUAAAACCUCAAAAUAGAGGCAGAGGUUACUAUACUAUUAUUCAAGUCCGGGAUCAUAACACGCAGAACACUAGAGGCUCUGACGAAGGCGAAAACGCCGAAACGUCGCCUGUUGAUAAAUAUCAAUACCAGUCUUGGCCACAGCUCAAGCAAAUCAAUAAAAAAGCUACGUAUUCAACAUGCCAAGAUUCAAGGACAGUCGAACAUGAGCAAUCGUUAGGACGACACGCCAGGGAGGAACCGAAAUCAAGAAGACUACGUGGUGCGAAGAUUACCAGAACGCGACACAUCAGCAAGAAACCUACUAACCAAAACAAUGAAGAAAGCUUGUAUCAAAUGGUAAAAGAGCAGAAAAUCUGUAGAGGUUCGACACAGUAG